This is a messenger RNA of Caenorhabditis briggsae, 876 nucleotides long. The transcript has 3 exons. The record is from RefSeq and is a predicted model, not a curated record. Lineage: Eukaryota; Metazoa; Nematoda; Chromadorea; Rhabditida; Rhabditidae. The coding region runs from base 1 to 876 and encodes 291 amino acids.
AUGCAUUCAUUUCUCCCUGUCUUUUUCAUCUUGGCUCUUCAAGAGUCCGCAAAAUCUGCUCUCCGGACAUGCACACCUGCUGAAAAUAAUCUUCCCGGUGGUCUCUGGACAGAAUGGGAGACCACUGCACCUUGCCCAACAGAGUGUGGAUCUUGCUCAAAGCGUUUUUCAACCAGGACCUGUCUUUCUUCGAGUAUCGGAAAAACAUGCACAGGCCCUUCUACUCGACAAAUCCUCUGUAACACGUCUCCUUGUAUUUAUCCAUCUCAAAGAGCCUGCUGUGUUCCCUAUGUCCUCAUGGUGAUUGAUGGGAAGCAGCAAUGUGGACCGAUUCCGAAGGAUCCCAGUGGAGUUGCAACUUCUUGUUGUCCUUCUGGUGGAAUGGUUUCCGAAUGGAGUGGAUUUUUCCGUGAUACCGUAACUAAUAUCUUUAAACGAACUCGCAAGUGUGUCUCGAAACAAAUCGGAUGUCCAUGUACUGGAUCAGCUCUCAUCCAAACGCAAUCUACAUGUCCUUGUAAAGAGUUCGAAGAUGUCAGUUCAAUUGUUCGGUUCAGUCACAGAACGUACGAUCUUCCGUUUAUAGUGGACCAAUCCACAGCCAAUUGUUAUGGAUACAGUGACCUGCAUUUCGAUGGAACUGUUGGACGACCGUGUAACGAUUACCCCACUUACAAAACUUUUCAAGCUACAGUAAUACGAUAUUUGAAGCCAAAUAACGAUACAGUUCAAGACUUCCGUGUGUUCGAUUGCCAAUCAACAUCGAGAACAAAGCGAGUCACUUUCUAUUGUGGUUUGAAGUCCGAGUAUUGGAGAUUGGAAGGAACCAAUGAGGAGGUUCGAGGAUGGAAUCAGAUUGAUAUUCGAUCAAAUUAA